ACCUCUACCUUGCAGGCUGAGGUACUGUGGUGUUUAGAUGUAGCAAUGAAACACCACUCGUUCAACUCGAACGAAGGCAUAGGAGAGCUGUUCAGAAAUAUGUUCCCGGACUCCGAAAUCGCCAAAUCCUUCGCUUUGGGCAAGGAUAAAACCGGGUACAUAAUAAAAUUUGGCAUCGCACCCUAUUUUAAGAGGCAACUGGUUGAGGCCAUAAAUAAUGCCGGACCGUACGUCCUUAUGUUCGAUGAGAGCCUCAAUCAAUCGUCAAAGAAAAAACAAAUGGACAUACACAUUCGUUUUUUGGAGGAUGGUUGUGUACGCUCGAGGUAUUUUGGCUCACAAUUCCUGGGACAUGGGAGAGCUGACGAUCUGUUGCAGCACAUCAAAGAAUGUGUUGCAAAACUCAACAUGAGGCAGCUUCUCUCAGUAGGAAUGGAUGGCCCAAAUGUAAAUUUCAAACUCCUGGAUCUCCUUCAAAAGGAACAUGCUGAGCUGCAUGGAGGUGCUCAAGUCCUGAUGGUUGGGAGCUGUGGACUCCAUACCCUCCACAAUGCCAUGAAGGCAGGCUUUACAGGCUGGCAAAUUGACAAACUCCUGCGCGCUCUCCAUUACCUCUUCCACAACGUUCCUGCCCGGAGAGAGGACUACACCAACAUCACCGGGUCGUCCUGCUUUCCCCUCUCUUUCUGCGGCCACAGAUGGGUGGAAAAUGUGCCGGUUGCAGAGAGAGUCCUGGAAGUUUGGACCAUGAUUCAGAAGUUUGUCAAUGCUGUUGAGGAUAAGAAGGUCACAAAACCAAACACGGCCUCUUAUGAUGCCAUCCUGGCAGCACAAGGGGAUCCACUCUUAAUCCCAAAGCUUCAAUUCUUCCUCGCCAUUGCGAGAAGUUUUAACCCAUUUCUCAAGAAGUACCAAACAGACGAGCCAGUGUUGCCUUUUUUGGCAGAAGAUUUAACUGAGCUCCUGUUGAGUUUACUGCGGCGGUUCAUCAAAAGGGAACUCCUACAGGACCAAACCCCCCUGCAGCUGAUUAAAUUGGACAUCUCUGAGGAGAAGAACUGGGUCUCCCUCAAAAGGGUAGAUAUAGGCUUGGGGGCUGAAUCUGCCAUCAAGGUGAUGUCAUCAUUCAGCAAUUCACAUCCUUUCUCUCGGUCGUGGGCAGAGAAGAAGAAUUUGUUUCCUUCCAACCCCUGAGGCAGCGUCUGGAUGUCUUUCUCCACUCCAAACUCUGCACGUCCCACCCUGACCUGCUAAAGUUCUGCCAAAGUGCUCUCCUCCUGUCCCAUGGACAAGCCACAGUGGAGAGAGGCUUCUCAGUAAAUAAGGAGGUAGAAACGUGCAACCUCCGUGAUGAAUCUCUCGAAGCCCUCAGAUUAAUCUGCGAUAAGGUAAUUGUCUGUGGCGGCGUUCUGAAAGUUCCUCUGACCAAGGAGCUCCUGGCCUCUGCUGCUUCAUCGAGGUCACAAUACAGGCUAUACCUUGAUAGUGAGCGGAAAAAAAAGGAGAAUGCCACACAGGAGCUGAAGAGGAAAGCAGCAGAGAAAGAGCUGGAGGACCUCCGGAACCGGCGGCAGGUACUCCACAGUGUGUGCCAUUCACUCCAAAAUGACGCCGACAAAUAUGCAGAGAUGGCCGAGGGAAAGGCAGGAACAAAGAUGGCUGAGCUCAUCACAAAAUCAAACACUUUUCGGAGAAGACACAGGGGAAAAAAAGCAGAACUUCUCCAAGUGGAUAAAAUGAUUGAAGAAAAGGCCACACAGUUGAGGCACUUGUGACCCUGCUGGCUAACUGUUGUUUAAGUUCUCUCUCUCUCUCUCUCGGACAGUUUUUGCGUCCAGUUGAAGUUAAAGUUAUUUCUUUGUUAAUAAGAUAUUGUAAUUACAGUGAAAGUUGCACUUUAUUAUUAUCUAGUUUAUUCUUUUUUUUCAAGGCCCUAAUUUAACCACUUGAAAUUAGUUUUUGUUAUGCAAUUGUUACUUUUUGACAUUUUGAGUAAAAACUAUGGACCAAG
Molecule: messenger RNA, 2011 nt
Organism: Eleginops maclovinus (Patagonian blennie)
Lineage: Eukaryota; Metazoa; Chordata; Actinopteri; Perciformes; Eleginopidae
Exons: 4
Coding region: 46-1194 (382 amino acids)
Source: RefSeq, a predicted model, not a curated record